This is a messenger RNA of Amorphotheca resinae ATCC 22711, 1899 nucleotides long. RefSeq lists its product as hypothetical. Bases 36 to 1811 code for a protein of 591 amino acids. NCBI's taxonomy places the organism in Eukaryota, Fungi, Ascomycota, Leotiomycetes, Helotiales, Amorphothecaceae. The transcript is spliced from 3 exons. The record is from RefSeq and is a predicted model, not a curated record.
UGGAACAAACGUCAACUCUUGACUGAUAGGACACUAUGGCUGAUGAAGAUAGGGCUGAGAAGCUCGCCGCGGCCAGAAAAAAAGUCGAGCAGAUGAAGAAGAAGUCGGCGAAGAAGUCUGGCGCAAAGAAAGAAGAGAAAACAAAUGCUACGGAAGCCUCUAAACCAGAAGACACAAAGGAAGAAGAUGCGAAAUCAGAAGAUGCGAAGCCAGAAGAUGCGAAGCCAGAAUUGGAAGUAGAGGCACCAGAAGAUGCAAAUGGUGAUGAUUCAAAAGGAACGGAGGGCAGUGAUGGUAAAGAUGCUGAGCAAACUGUCUCUGAACCUGCCUCUGGGCUUACGACCCCAUUAUCACAUCAACGAAAGUCCUCUAGCUCAAUAUCUCAGCAAUCGAAAAUGCGGUCAUCGUCAUUUCGUUCAUCAACAGGGCCAUUAUCGCCCGGCCAUGGUUUCCCCCCAGAAGAAAACAGUGCCCCCGAAAUCUACCGAAAACAAGCUUUGAGAAUUGAGGAGCUGGAGAAGGAGAAUAAACGGCUCGCAAAAGAAGCUAGUGAUGGCGAAAAGCGUUGGAAGAGAGCGGAGGAGGAGCUGGAGGAUUUGCGAGAGGCCGAAGGUGACUCAAGUUCGAAGAAAGAUGCAUCAUCCGCUGUUGGAUCUUCCGGGGAAUUGGAGAAACUGAAAACGGAGAUCGCAGCUCUUCAACGUCAGAAUUCCCAACUUCAAGCACAAGCUUCCCGUCGACAUGGCUCGUCCCCGUCCAUGUCGUUGACAGCACCACCAGGACUUGAGGCUGCAUUGCAGUCAAAGAACUCAACAAUUGAAUCUAUGGAAAUAGAAAUAUCAAAUUUACGAGCUCAGUUAGAUCGUGUAGCCUCUGGUUCAUCGGUUGAGAAAGAACAAAUAGCAGCUCUAGAGGACAAGCUAGCAAGGAGUGAGCGGUCCGCUGCUAUUGCGCAACGCGAGUUGGGCGAUUUGAAGAAAAACCUUGAGCGAACGACCGAGAAGGCCGUAAAGGAGGGUAGUGAGCGGACAUCUGCGGAGACAAAGCUACGAACGCUCGAAAGGGAGGCUGAAGAGGCAAAAGUCCAUAGUGAGGAGCUUCAGAAGAAAGUCGAUGCUUUAGAAAAGAAGGUAGCAACCUUAACAACGCUCCACAAAGAGCAUGACGCACGCUUCCAAACGCAGAAGCGGGAGCGGGAAAAGGCCGAAAAGGAGUCUUCUGAUCUUAGGGCACGACUGGCCGGUCUUGAAAACGAAAACAUUCGUUUACGGGAAGAAAGAGAGCGAGCGAGGAAGCGUGAUGCAGAAGGUAUCGACGAUGAUGGUGUGGACGAACUUGAAAACGAAGAACGACAGCGCCUUGAGAAGAAGGUCCGGGAGCUAGAAGGAGAAGUGCAUGAGCUUCGAAGAGGCAUCUGGCGAGAACGUAGGAGAGAACUAGAUGGCGAGGAGUCCUCUGGCGUCACGAGUCCCGGAGCUAGGUUCACGGAUGUGGACCUUGGUGGAGGCACGUAUCCAAAUAGACGGAAAAGCAUUCCUCAUGGCGGGAAGGGCAUCGGUGACUUCCUCACGAGCGGCUUCAAUGCCAUUACAGGUGGGACUUCUGGGGCGGACGGUGGCUUGUUGGAGGACGAUGAUCUGGAUUUUGAUGAAGAUGCCUUCCGACUUGCACAGGAAGAAGAGGCGAGGAAACGUAUCGAGAGAGUAAAGGAGACUAAACGAGCUUUGAAGAACUGGACGGGCUGGCGGUUAGAUUUGGUGGAGAAUAGAAAGGGUGGUGGAGAGGGAGUUGGAGAAAUUUUUGAGAUUUAGGAAGUGAUGGGAUAAUGGGUAUAUGUAACACUAUGCAGCUUCUAGAAGCCCAGGUAGCCUUCUAAUGAUUUGAAUUCGGUAUCUUGGU